Messenger RNA from Branchiostoma belcheri (Belcher's lancelet), 1288 nucleotides. Its product is annotated as gamma-butyrobetaine dioxygenase-like. Gene Ontology annotation, molecular function: gamma-butyrobetaine dioxygenase activity. NCBI's taxonomy places the organism in Eukaryota, Metazoa, Chordata, Leptocardii, Amphioxiformes, Branchiostomatidae. Gene Ontology annotation, biological process: carnitine biosynthetic process. The coding region runs from base 111 to 1271 and encodes 386 amino acids. Gene Ontology annotation, cellular component: mitochondrion. The transcript is spliced from 8 exons. The record is from RefSeq and is a predicted model, not a curated record.
UAUUAGAACUUGGGCGGCCAUGUUUUGCUGCUAGGUAAUACUAGCGCGGUCCGACUACCAUCUUUUUUGAUACAUCUCAACCUUGUAAGGACUGGUUUGCAGGCUAAAAUAUGGAGAGGGCCAAGUUGGACAGGUCUUCGGAGACGGUGGAAGUGGAAUGGUCCGCGGGAGGGGUGGACUGGUUCCCGUACGUUUGGCUGAGGGACAACUGUCAGUGCUCGGAGUGUUUCCAGGUCGACCUAAACAAACGCUUGGUGCUGACGUCACGGCUGGAUCUGGACGUUGCCCCCGACCAUGCAAACGUGCAAGAUAGGGGGAGCACCUUACACGUGACGUGGCCGGACGGACACCGGAGCGAGUACGGCUGGCAGUGGCUGCGGGACCGCUGCUUCAGUCCCCAGGCCAGGGCGGACAGGGAAACACGCUGGAGGAGAAAGAAGCAGCUCUGGGGAGCCGAACUCUUCACAAACCUCCCCACGGCUGAUUUUCCCGCGCUUUUGUCAGACGACCGCGCCUUGUACGACUUCCUGUUUCUCCUGGACACUAUCGGCCUCGUUCUGGUGCAGAACGUGCCACGUCAGCCUGGGCAGUUUCUCAAGCUGGCCAAUCGCGUGGCGUUUCCCAAAAUGACCUUCUUAGGGGCGGAGCAGAUGUUGAAAAUCCAGCCCAUCCACGGAAACUUCCUCCUGAGCACAGACCCACUUGGACUGCACACGGACCUGGCGUACUACAACUACCUGCCUGGCGUCCAGAUGAUGCACUGCAUCAAGCAGACGGAGUCGGAAGGGGGCGCUAGUGAGCUUGUGGACGCCUUCAACGCCGCCUACCAGCUGAAGCAGGAGAACCCGGACGCCUUCAAACUCCUCACCGCGGUCAAGGUCAACUUCCACAGGAUCGGGAAGGCCGAGCCCAGGCACCACAUGAAGGAACGACACCAUAUCAUCAGCGUAAGCGACAAGGGGGAGGUACAGAAGGUGGUGUGCGGGAAACACUCCCGUGAUUCCGUGCUGGACGUGCCGCUGGACCAUGUCAAACCUUUCUACCGGGCCAUGAGGGCGUUCGACGACAUCCUGGCUCACCCCAGGAACUGCAUCCGCUACAAGAUGAAAGAAGGAGACAUGUUGGCGUUCGACAACCUCCGUGUCCUGCACGACCGCACGGCGUUCAGCCUGUCAGGCGGAGAGAGGCACCUGCAGGUCGGGUAUGUGGACUGGGACGAGACCUACUCUCGCAUGCGCGUCCUGCAGGCCGAGCUGGGCAUCCAGGAGUGAUAAGUCAAAAUUUUGCU